Fraxinus pennsylvanica is the source of this 444-nucleotide messenger RNA. The record is from the annotation of a GenBank genome assembly. NCBI's taxonomy places the organism in Eukaryota, Viridiplantae, Streptophyta, Magnoliopsida, Lamiales, Oleaceae.
AUGAAAAACAUCAUCGACGACAAAAGUGAAGAUCUCGAGAGAACAAAGGAAGAAAUGGAAAAGCUCAAAAUUAAAAUAGACGAACAGCAACGGAAAAGAACGAAAAUGGAACAAGUGUUAAGGCUUAAGAGGCAAAGUCUUUUGACAUUGCAACUCACUCACGAAGCAAUACAGCUGGAGUCACAAGCAUUUGAAGAAUCAGCUGCUUAUGCACUUAGCUGCAUCAGUAAUAAAUUGGAGGCUGCGGGUAAUAUUGUAGUCCAAUUGACUCGAGUCGGGAUUCCUCCUUUAGAAGGUUCAAGCAACUAUAUUCCCACCAUGGAUCGAGCAAAAGAAGAAUGGAAGAAAACAGAAGACCACAUAAAGGUUUUGGGGAUCUUACAGGAGAAAUAUGCAAGUAUCAAAGAAGUUACUCCCAAGAAAUCAACAAAAAUUCAAAAGUAA